GGGUUUUAUGUAUCAGGAAGAAGGUUUCAAGUUAGCUCGUUGGCUAAUGUUAAUGUAACUUCUUACGUAUAUAUUAUACCAGAUUAUUCAGGUUCUCUGUAUUAAUCGCUGGUAAUAGAAAGUAACGUUAUGCAAUUGCGCUGGUAACGCGCAUCUUAAGCUUUGGCUGGCUACCUACUGGUGGUGUAUUUCUUUGAUAUAAUGCUGUAGUCAGCUAACCUACAGUAGCUAGGUAACAGUGCAGCAUGAAACCCAUGAUAAUGAGGCAGUGUGUUCUUCAUGGACCCAGUGGAUCAUGUCUCUGAUCCUGUUUGCCUUUGUGGUUCGGGUCAGGGAUGGACUUCCCCUGUCAGCCUCCACAGACUUUGAACACAACCGAGAGCUCCAGGAGAGGAAGCAGCAGCUCAGGACCAUCAGCAAGGCGCUGGCCCGUUUCCCUUACAGAGGGACCGUCAAGGGCCAGAGGCUCAACAUAUACUUCGUCUCGUCAGAGGGUGUAUCCUACAUGACCGUGUGCCACUGUAGCCUCCCUGUUGCUAAGGCCUUCUGCUUCCUGGAAGAUCUGCGCUGGGAGUUCACAGCAUGCUUCAAUAGCACCGUUGUUGCCUUGGCAGCCAGGCCAUAUCCAUUUUUGGAAUUUGACAGCACCAUUCAGAAGCUGAAGCAGCAGUACAACCAGAGCGGAGGUCCGGCUCUGGAGGUGACACUGGCAGAGGUCCAGGAGGAUCUGAGGAUCCAUCCACCACAAGUAAUUAACUUGGAUGAAGUGGAGCUCACCAACGGCACUGCAAAUGGGCACAUGGAGCAAGGUCCUGGAUCUGGUCAGAAUGUAAGACUCGAACCAGUGACAGCGCCAGGCAUCCUCUCUCUGGUCCUAAAUAUCAUGUGUGCAUCUUUGAACAUAAUCCGUGGUGUUCACAUCAUAGAGUACACAUUCCAGGAUGAUUUGGAGGGUAUAUGGAAUGUUGUGGCAUUUCUUCUGGCGUUUGUCUGCUGUGUGUUUCAGUGCCACCUCUACCUGUUCCACUCAUCUCUGAAGAAACUCAAGUCCUUCACUCUGUUGAGUGCGAUCGUCCUAUGCAACCUCUACCUGCUUGGCCUGAGGAAUGCGUGGCAGCUGAUCUUCCACAUUUCAGUCGCCUCUCUCUCCACCCUCCUCAUCCUCACCCGCAAACUCCAAGACAGGGCCGAUGACUGUGGGGUCUGAGGAGCAGAGGACAGUUUAUUGCGCUGCACCACCCACAGCUCUUUGUGUCUCCAGUUUUAGGUGCAGGUGAAAAUGACAGGAUCCACAUUUGUUAUGGAGAUGUUGUGGAUUUUUAUGAAAAAACAUAUUCAUUAAUUUUGUGUCAUCAUGGAAAAUUAUAAUUACAAGUAAAUAUUUUCUUGUAUACAGUAUGUACUUGCACUUUGUGUACAUUGUUUCUAAGACUGUAAAGAGUAUACAGUGAAAUGCAGUUCUUUCUGGAUCCUUAUAAGUAUCCUUUAUCAAAAAAUAACACUGCAAACAGAUACUGAAAGAAAAGUUUGGGAUGUGGUUAAAAGAGAUGUCUGUUUUAGAAACAAAAUGUUGAUCGAUCUAAGUCAGUGCCGUCCUGUCAAUUCAAUGUUUUUGGAGAAAAUGAAGUGAGUUUUUUUUCAUUUUUAUCACAGCCCUAACUGUUGAAGCUGGUCACGCUUGCGAUUUUAUAAUUAAGAUGCAUUUCUGCUAUCAUUCAGCUCAGUAUUAUUUCUGCUGCCACAGGCGAUUAUCUUUGCAGUUUACAACACAAGGUGACAUUUUGUGAUUGUAACAGACAUUAUAUUUAAUUGUACUUUUAAAAUAGGCACACAUGGCUGAUUAGCAGAUAGUUAGGUUGAAUAUCCAGCACUGGUGGCAUUGUGAUACUUAAUUUAGUGUAGUUUGAUUUAAGAUCAGUGACAGUCCACUGAUUUGUUUUCCAUUAUUUGUUCAUUAGGCUACAGUAAAGACCUAAUGCAAAGGUGUAAAUGCAAAGCUAUGGGUUGUUAAUGCCUUACUGUGUUGUAAUUGUGUUGACUUAUAUACAGAUACACUGGCAAGUGUUGCAGAGGUUCAAAUGUAAGGGCUUUGUUAUUUAAUGACUUAAUGGAAAUUCCAUUCUAUACAGAGGAACAAUUAGUUUUAUAGUCAUGUAAGGCAUGAUGUUAAGGCAUGUUAUCUUACUAUUUUCAACACAAUUUGUGAUAAAAGGAGAAUUGUAUCGCAUUAACUCCAUUUUAAACCCAUUUUGUACGAUCAAAGCAAAUUUAGAUAUUUUAGUUUGUCUUUUUCAUCUUUUUCUACUGAUCUCUACAUUGUCAAAAUGUAAACUGCGGGUAAGAAUAUGAAAGCACUGAUUUGAUGGGUAAAAAUGUUUGACUGCACUAUUCGGUUUAGAUUUAUUUUGUGUUGGGUAUGGAAAUUGUUCUUGAAUGUGUUCCGUGUUGGGUUUAGCUAAAAUGAUAUUUAUAUCCUGAUUUAUGUUUACUGUACUUGGUUGAAUUUUUUUCAUUCUUUCUUUCUUAGGGAGUGGUGAACCCCAAUCUGUAGUUCUCAGAUUGUUUGAAACAUAGAAAUCAUAUGGUUAUAAUCUAUGUUUGAAUAUAGAACACAUCACAGUAGCGCUGAUGCAUAACUAGGCUAAAUAGAUGUCUCAUUGUAGUUAAUUAUUUUUUAACAUUUUGUGUAAUUAGCUUCUUAGACAUUCAGUUUUUAAUAGCUAAACAGUUGCACUCUGUAAAGCGAGGGAAGUAAAUUAUUAGUUUAUAGUGUUUGUCAAAAUACGUAGCGUUGUGUCCUUUACAUCACACUAUUCCCUUAUUUUAUCAAGAAAGAGGAAAUUUUAAGUAAAACACAAUCAUCUGAUAAUUCAAAUGUUCCUUCACUAUAAUGUACAAAUAGUUUGGAAAAGUCUCUUUAAGCUUGUAAUUGAGUGAGGAAACUCAGAUGUUUUCACUGGAAGCAUAAAAUGUAACGUAGCUGCAGAUAACACAGUUGAGCCUCUUAUUAAUACAUUUUCAAUUUGUUCUCAAGUAGGUUGUGCCAUCCAGAUAUUUUGGUAAAUUACUCAGAAUUAGACUGGCUCAGUGAGCAGCCUUUUGAUGCUGUGUUCAGCCAUAUGACAGAGGAAUAAACUGUUGAGGUUUUCUUGGACAGGGUCAACGCAAAUUUCGAAUACCAUAAAUCAUUUUGUAAGAGUUUGUUAUGCUGCGUGGAAUUUUCUGUGCAGGACAUUGGUGAUGCUGUAAUAUUUUUUAUACAAAGGAGGUUUUACUGACUCACCAUUUCCACUGUAGCCUACAAGGUGUUGACCAAAUGAAUUGUAAAAUAAUGUCGCCACCGAUGUUAUGAAGAUGUAGAACCAAAUAAUGUGGAGGAUAUUUUAACACUUGAAAUGAAAAUGAAGGAAAAUUAUGUUGAUUAUGAAGGUUUAUAACAUACAGCAAAACUACACUGUACGGUUGAAACAUGUGGCAACCUUCUCUUUAUAUUUUUUUCUUUUAUCAACAUCUGAAGUCUUCAGCUAAUCUGAACACAGGUAACAGUUUGAAACUCAUUCAGUUUCAGAAGGCCAACCUGAAGUAUGUUUAAUAGAACAUUUGUAUCUAAUUAGACUCACAUAAGGUUGAUUCAGUGUUUUCUGUGGCUGCAACCUGUUUGUAAUAAUGGGAAGUAAUGUAACAAUGUCAUUCAUUGUAACUGCCAAAUACAGUGGUGAUGACAGGGCUUUAUUUUUUCCUGCGGUGGUAAAACUGACAUUUCAUUAAUAAAUAGUGUCUUUUUUUCCUUUU
This is a messenger RNA of Siniperca chuatsi (mandarin fish), 3792 nucleotides long. It is a transcript of the gene sec22c, whose product is annotated as SEC22 homolog C, vesicle trafficking protein. The coding region runs from base 296 to 1207 and encodes 303 amino acids. The transcript has 7 exons. Gene Ontology annotation, biological process: endoplasmic reticulum to Golgi vesicle-mediated transport. The record is from RefSeq and is a predicted model, not a curated record. Lineage: Eukaryota; Metazoa; Chordata; Actinopteri; Centrarchiformes; Sinipercidae.